This is a messenger RNA of Zychaea mexicana, 276 nucleotides long. RefSeq lists its product as uncharacterized. Lineage: Eukaryota; Fungi; Mucoromycota; Mucoromycetes; Mucorales; Lichtheimiaceae. The annotation marks the transcript as partial. The record is from RefSeq and is a predicted model, not a curated record. The transcript has a single exon.
AGGGACAAUCCUACAAUAAAACUGUUGUACAGGGUUGCCAAACAAAUAUUUAAAGACGAAGCAGCCAAGGAAGAUGUACGAGAGGAUGCCAAUGACAUCAUCUGCAGUAAGGCAGUGUCGCAAUCUAUUCAGGUCCUAUCAGUACUAGUUAAGGACGUUUCUGAACUUCAAGCUCACAAACGAACAAAAGACUGUCUCCAAGAUGGUUUGAAGCUAAUAGAAGAGUUAUGUACUAUAUAUAUACCACUAUAUCAUCUACAAGCACUUCGGCAAUAG